AUGGGAACUUCCUUAAUCAGGAUGUGGAUGAUGGCUGGCAGCUUGUGGAAAACAUUGCAAACUCCAAUGGAAGCUAUGGAGAAGAGUAUGAUCGCACCAACCGGAGCUCGACCCACCACUCGAUCGAGUCAUGAGAAAUUGAGAAAAGAUGUCAAAUCGUUGAAUGAGAAGUUGGAUAAGCUGAUCUUAGCUCAGUCCACAAUGAAGAAAGUCAAUUUUGUGUCUGCUGAAGAGAUGGAACCAGUCCAAGAAGGGGAGGAUACACAAUUUGCUGAAGUAUGUUACAUGAGCAAUGGGCAAGGAGGUUACAACAAAGGAUACUAUAAUUACAAGUCCAACCCAGCCAUGUCAUACAGAAACACUGAUGUUGCUAACCCUCAGGACCAGGUUAUCCUCAACAACAGCAAGCUCGAUCGAGCUGAGAGUCAACAGUCAAACCCGAAAAAUGUUGCUUCCCCCUUGACUUCCCUUUGA
Messenger RNA from Microthlaspi erraticum, 474 nucleotides. The record is from the annotation of a GenBank genome assembly. NCBI's taxonomy places the organism in Eukaryota, Viridiplantae, Streptophyta, Magnoliopsida, Brassicales, Brassicaceae.